Messenger RNA from Ipomoea nil (Japanese morning glory), 944 nucleotides. RefSeq names its product transcription factor MYB3-like. The record is from RefSeq and is a predicted model, not a curated record. Bases 112 to 645 code for a protein of 177 amino acids. The transcript is spliced from 3 exons. NCBI's taxonomy places the organism in Eukaryota, Viridiplantae, Streptophyta, Magnoliopsida, Solanales, Convolvulaceae.
AUAUAUACUUACACUCUCAUCAUUGUUUUCUAUAUACACGAAACAUCCAAGGAGUGUUUUCUUCCCAGAUCCACACACUUUCACUUCUUGUCUCUCCGACAACUAACGACUAUGAGGAAGGCUUCCUGCGACCAUUCUCAUCAUCAUCAUGAGAUCAACAAGGGUGCUUGGUCCAAGCAGGAAGACCAGAAGCUCGUAGAUUACAUCCGAAAACAUGGCGAGGGUGGCUGGCGCGACCUGCCCAAGGCCGCAGGUCUGCUUCGUUGCAGUAAAAGUUGUAGGCUUAGAUGGAUGAACCAUUUAAAGCAAACUGCCAAAAGAGGGAACUUUGGUGAUGAUGAGGAGGAUCUCAUCAUCAAGCUUCAUGCCUUGCUUGGCGACAGGUGGUCGUUGAUCGCCGGGAGAUUGCCGGGGCGCACAGAUGAAGAGGUCGAGAAUUACUGGAAUUCCCAUAUCAGAAAAAAGCUUGUGGACAUGGGAAUUGAUCCCAAUAAUCACCGGGUUUCUUGCACUUAUCCCCGCCCUCAUAACAGCGCCGGCGUCGCCCAAACUUCGGCCGGGAAGAGCCGUGUUACUUCGCCGGAAAAGCAACGGAUAGAGAGCGACGGUGAAGUUUCAGAUGCCGGAAGUAGUAACGUCCGUUAGGCCGGCCGGCAAGUGUACGGCUCCCGGACUACCUAAAUUAACCAUAUUAACGUUGAACAAUAAUAUAUGUCGUCGUAGCUUGUCUCUUCUUUCCAAUUUAGAAGUUGCAUGUACUAGUAGCUUAUGUCUACAAUUGUGCCUCACGGAAUCACGGACAGCUCAGUUGGUAUUUACGAGUGAAUGAAGACUUAAGACCGAGUCACCCACUAUGGUAGGCUCACUCCUUUUGAGGAUAAAUAAGAUUAUGUCUACAAUUAUAAUGUAUUUGUAAUAAUAGCUCUAAAUAAAUUAGUAAUAAA